GCUCGAUAUCGAAUCGCUGGCUGAAGCCGUGAACGCAGGCUCGGAGAAAAGUUCUCUUUCGGAACGUAUAUAGUAUUCCCUGGUUAAUCGCGUAAACAGGUGUUUCGAGGCUUUUCUCGGGAAACCGAGGAUUUUCAAUUCGUGAAAGAAGGCGACAGAAUCACGAGGCACAAUGUUCCUGCCCACCUUUGCAGUCUCGGCGCUACACUUCCUGCACUUUAUUAUCCGUCCCCUGAUCGCGCUCAUACACAUCAGGAGAAAGCCCCCAUUGCCACCGAUCACCAAUGGUGUAUUAAAAAUGAGCGCGACCACAUUAGCCAAGAAGAUCAGAGAUGGAGAGCUUUCCUGCCUGACGGUGGUGCAGUCGUACGUCGAUCGCAUCAGGGAAGUGAAUCCGUUUCUAAACGCGGUGAUCGAGGACCGGUUCCAGGCGGCUCUCGAGGAGGCGAAAAUCUGCGACUCGAAGCUAAAAGCAGGCGAGGUUAACGCGUCGAUGCUGGAAAAGGAGAAACCGCUGUACGGUGUGCCAAUCACCGUUAAAGAGAGCCUGGCCCUUAAAGGAAUGAGUUCCACGGCGGGCAACGUGAACAGGAAAGAAGCGAAAGCUUCGGAAACACCGGUCGUUAUCCAAACGUUAAUGGACGCCGGAGCGAUACCCCUGUGCGUUACCAACACCUCGGAAUUCUCCACGUCGAUUCACACCACGAACUUUCUACACGGCCGUACAGGAAAUUCGUACGACACGAGGAAAUCGCCUGGCGGAUCAUCGGGCGGAGAGGGAGCGCUAAUUGGCGCUGCAGCGUCAGUGCUUGGUAUGGGCUCAGAUAUGAUCGGAUCUAUAAGAAUACCGAGCCACUUUAACGGGAUAUUUGGUCACAAACCUACAUCAGGAAUACUGUCCAUCCAAGGACAUUUUCCCAACUGCGACGACCCGGAGUUCCAAAAUAUGCUGGUGCUAGGUCCGAUGGCGAGGUACGCAGAGGACCUGCACCUGGCCAUGAAAGUGCUCACCUCGAAAUACGAACGACCGUUGCGGCUGGACGAGCCGGUGGACGUGAAGUCCCUCAGAGUAUUCUACGUGGACAAUUUCGACAGUUUUUGCGGUAUACACUCCACUACGUCAGACAUAAGACAAAAGAUUAAGGAAGGGACGCGUUACCUGGCGGAGAACGGUGCACGCGUGGAACACUUGUCGCAGGAAUGGGUGAGCAAAAUGCACGUCUGCUUGAUGGGUUGCUGCGGCCAUAUCAAGGUGCCUGACAGUAUUUUGGAAGCUCAAAAUCCUGGGGGUAAAAGGAGACCGAUCCUCGAAAUGAUAAAGGCUUUGUUCGGAUUGUCACGAUGCACGAUCCAUUUGGCGCUUGUAGUAUUCACGUCGUACCUGCACGGAUUCAUUCCUCUCUCCAAAUUAGACGGAGUCACAAAAACAAAGGAGAAUCUUCGUCGUAAAUUCAAUACUCUACUGGGCAGCGACGCGGUGUUUAUAUACCCGACAUUUCCACAGCCGACAUCCUAUCCAGAAAUAAUAUUCUUACAAACCGAUUCGUCCGUCUAUGUGGCAUUAGCUAAUAUGUUGCACUUGCCAUCGACGCACGUGCCAAUGGGAUUGAACAGAGACGGAUUACCGAUUGGAUUGCAGGUGACGGCUGCCUCCCAUCAGGAUCGUCUUUGUCUAGCAGUUGCCAGAGAAUUAGAAAAAGCAUUUGGUGGCUGGACACCACCCCCAAGCUAAAUUAACUUUUCCCUGACAUUGUCUCUUUUACACAACUGAAGAGGGACAAUUUGUAUUAUAUCAUUGUUAAAAUAACGGUCCAAUUCUCUAAUAAACCCAAUGUUUCGUUUACUGGGUUUUGAAUGUAUAAUAGACGGUCAUAAAACUCAGGUAAUAUUGGUGACCAUUUACGUGUACGCACGUACCGUUAGGCCUUA
Molecule: messenger RNA, 1929 nt
Organism: Dufourea novaeangliae
Lineage: Eukaryota; Metazoa; Arthropoda; Insecta; Hymenoptera; Halictidae
Product: fatty-acid amide hydrolase 2-B-like
Exons: 10
Coding region: 173-1732 (519 amino acids)
Source: RefSeq, a predicted model, not a curated record